AUGUCGUCGCAGCGGGAGUCGCAGCUGGAGGAUGCGUUAAGGUCUUCCGUUCGGGAAUCGGAAGACAUCUUGUUAUGGUCUCAAUGCUCAUUUGCACCUUCAUCGGUCAAUACUUCACACAACUGGGUGGAUGACGUCGCAUUGGCUGUCGUUCGCCAUAGAAGUGAAGGCCCAUCUCUAUUUCUUUACGAGUUGUCUCGCUCUGCCCCUCUCAUCGUUCGAUUGAUUGACAUCUUCCCGGUGACCCCUAAGCUCACCAUUACCUCAAAGAGAGCCACGGUUGCCCGCGACGCCCGACUAGGAAUGAACGAUGGAAUACUUGGCACUACUCUGGAGUAUGUCCAAGUGGAUGUCCGGGCCACUUCUAGAAGUGCAGUAUGCCUUAUAUCUCAUCAUGUCUCUGGCAUGGAAGCUAUUGUGAAUGAAGUAGAGUGGUUGCGGGUUACGGACUCAAGUUUCCCGCACAACGAUUCAGGCCACUGGCUUGCGCACUACAGCGCGUCUAUCUCGAACCUCCAUGAUAUCCCAGGUCGUCUUCACAACUAUAGAACGUAUCUCCGUUCAGUACCUCCGCCCUUGGUAUUGUCCGAUGCUGGUGCUGGGUUCGUCAGCGAUGAGGACUCUGACAUUAUGCAGAUACGCGAGGCGUGGAUCAGGGAGCAAGCUCUCCUUUACAGUGUUACCACGGAAAGAGAGGAUACCUGGUAUACAGCCAUUCUCGAAGGGUUAGGGGAAGAUCUGGCACAGAAAUAUUCGAAGGUAUUUACUUUGGCUGUUGGCGGUUUGUUAGGCUCAUUCGCCUUGAAGCUAGCCUCAAGGCAGCUAGUGGGGAUGCUUAUCAUCGUCUUGAUUCAUGAAUCUCUUCAGUCCUCACUUGCCGUCGGUUCCGUAUCCUCAGCUUCGGCAGGAGCUGGGUUGUUGGGGACAAUGGGGAAUAAAGGGGCCGUAGCCAUUCGAUUCACGUUAGAUGACACGGCUCUUUGCUUCGUAAAUUCUCAUCUUGCUGCAGGUGAUGAGAUGACUUUGAGACGCAAUAAUGACUACCAUGAGCUUUGUCGGCGACUUCAGUUCCCCUUGGAGACCCAAUCAUCCUCAACUCUCGAUGAUUGCGACAUCUUGUUCUGGCUUGUGGGGUGGUAUGUGCGAUUCCCGAUGUUCUUUCCACCGUCGAUGCCGAUUCUCUGCGCGAAUCAAGAUCUUAAUUAUCGUAUCAACUUGCCUGAUCAUGAAGUACGAGUUCUCAUCGGCGAUGCGCCACUUACCGGGUACCAAGAUUUACUCUCCUUCGAUCAGUUCAAUCAGCAAAGGGGUGAAGGGAGCGUCUUCACUGGAUACUCGGAACAGUCAAUAUCCUUCCCCCCGACCGUCCGGGGUCACACAUCCUCAAUCUACGACUCCAAACGGACACCGGCCUGGACGGACCGAAUACUAGUUAAAGGUUCUCCACGCAUUGUCACACCAAUCUCCUACACGAGUUACCCGGAGAUUCCAAUCAGUGAUCACAAACCUGUGGCAGCAGAAUAUUUGGUGACACUUCGCACCUUGCAAUGGGAGGAAUUCGACAAGACUAUCACUCGGUUUCUUGACUUCAUUAAUGCAGAACCUUUCGAUGAAAUAGCGGCUUUGGGGCUAACAGUCCUUAACUCUGAGAUAGAUUUCGGUGUUGUUCGUUAUGAUCGUCCUUCUCAACGAGAAAUUGCGGUCAGAAACGAUAGAAAUGUGGUCGUUUUCUUUAGGUUCCUUCCUUUAAAGCAAAAUGAAGGCAUAGUCUCAACUUGGCUCUCCCUAGAACCAUCUCAUGGUCUAGUUGCCCCGGGAGCCCAGAUAAACAUUCUCUGUACCGCCAGGAUCAGCGGCUCCGUUGCAUCGCGGUUUAAUCCCCCACGACUAUUAAGUGAUCUCGAGGCUACUCUUGUCCUUCAUGCUGCUCGGGGACGAGAUGCUUUUGUAUCCGUCAAAGGAACAUUCGCUCGUACAUGUAUUGGGACAGACCUCGCUGUUCUCUCGAGGCUCACUGUGCCAGUGAGGGAGUUCAGCGCCGAUUCUGAUUUAGGCUCGGCAUCAGACUCCCUGGCUGCGCCCCCUCAAAUUCUCAAAUUGAUUAACUGGCUUAUGACUGAAGCACUAGACGUGGACGACCUAUUCCUUCGUGCACCCGAUGCCGACUCGAAACUGAGAAUACUGGAGCUUCUGGAUAUCGGAAAAGAUCUCCCCACUUUCCAGGGGUCUGAUGGUCAAUUUGGUCAUUCUGAACCCUUCGGUGGGAAAUUAGCAAUGACGUCGCAUGCUGUUGCUUCGUGUCUCGUCGGGCUUAUAGAAUAUUCCCCUACGCCUCUAAUUCCCUAUGAAUUAUAUGGGAGAUGUGCGCUCAUCGACUCGCGAGAGGGCGCAUUCGAGAUUGUUGACUUGCUACCACCGGUGUCAGCAAACGCCGUUAUUUCUCUGACAGCAUAUCUCCACUUGUACUUGCAACAUCAUUCAAACCUGUCUAGAAAGAAAAUAGUAUUAGCAUCCGUUUUCGGCUCACUGUUCUUUCCUGAUCCCCCAGAACACAGGAUGCUUAUGACACCUUUGAUGAAGCGGCGGUUCAUUUUACAGUUCCUUGAUUAA
Molecule: messenger RNA, 2610 nt
Organism: Cantharellus anzutake
Lineage: Eukaryota; Fungi; Basidiomycota; Agaricomycetes; Cantharellales; Hydnaceae
Product: Endonuclease/exonuclease/phosphatase
Exons: 20
Coding region: 1-2610 (869 amino acids)
Biological process (GO): signal transduction; phosphatidylinositol dephosphorylation
Molecular function (GO): phosphatidylinositol-4,5-bisphosphate 5-phosphatase activity
Source: RefSeq, a predicted model, not a curated record